Temnothorax curvispinosus is the source of this 341-nucleotide messenger RNA. RefSeq lists its product as uncharacterized. The annotation marks the transcript as partial. The transcript has 2 exons. NCBI's taxonomy places the organism in Eukaryota, Metazoa, Arthropoda, Insecta, Hymenoptera, Formicidae. The record is from RefSeq and is a predicted model, not a curated record.
AACCUCCGAGAGCCUUAUAUCUAUCUCUCCUCCUCUACCUUGCCGAUUGCUUCGAGCUCUCCCACCACUCGCACUAGUAGCUGUCUAUUCCUAACCUCUAACGACCGGGAACACCGGGUCGAGUCGGUCGAGAGCCUCGAGCGAUCGAUCGCGCCGCGAAGUUUGAUGGAGUCUGCCAGUUUCAAGAGCAUCAGGAUCACGAUCAAGCGGAACCUGUUCUGCAUAUUAUUCCCCACGUUCACGGUGCUCGCGAUUUACGCGGACCUGAGGCACACCGCUCGCUGGAAGCGCCAACUCGCCGAGCAGCAGCAGGACAAGUGAGACCGUCGGAAGCAUGGGCG